This is a messenger RNA of Paramecium tetraurelia, 1069 nucleotides long. RefSeq lists its product as uncharacterized. NCBI's taxonomy places the organism in Eukaryota, Ciliophora, Oligohymenophorea, Peniculida, Parameciidae. The record is from RefSeq and is a predicted model, not a curated record. The transcript is spliced from 4 exons.
AUGGGAUUAUUAAUCUCUAAAUGCAAAGAGUGUUGUUUCUUGAUUAGAAGCAAGCCCUCUGUCUCAGUGUCAUCACAUUAGUUAGUGAACUUAUCCAACAAUCCUGCUGAAGAAACAUAAGGAAAAAUAUAAGCAUAAUAGAUAAGUUUUGCACAUGAUCAUACUCAUUCUAAUGAUUUAUCAUCAUGCUAAGUAGACAAAAAUGAGGAAAAGAAUGAGAAUGAUCUAACUUUGGAAACCAUUUCUAAUAAAUAGUUGUCCAUUGUAAGAUCACCUUCAAUAAGCUAAACAGUGCAAUUAAAAGAAGAAGAUAAGUUUAUUCUAAAAAAGUAAGACAAAUAGACUUCAGAUAAUACAAUUCAACCGCAAUAACAGUAUUAAAAAUCAAUAGAAAAUGGAAUUUUUGUUUUCACUAACAUUGAUUCAAUUAAAAUUGAUGAAUUAACCAUAUAUGUAUAGGAGGCCCUUGAGAAAUUUACAGAAUUAGUGGAUAUUAUAGAUGACAGCGACACUUACAUUCAGAAUAUGAAUAAUAUAGAGUUGUAUUUCUCGCAUUAUUUUGUGCAAAAGGUCAUGUUCAUUUAAAUUAAGUUUCAAUUUGAGUUAAGUACAGAAAUCAAUAGAUUCCUUAAAUGGUCAAACGAAAACUCUCUAUUUGAAUUUGAUUUGAUUGAAAACUACAAAUUGCAACAGGUCAAUGAAUAGAUGUCUAUUGGAGAAAUGCAAAUAAACAAACAUCUGAUGAUAAAGCAACAAUUCAUUACAUAUGUAAAAUAUACAGAAUUGCUAAAUGAAGAUUAUUAUAUUGUUUACAAAUCGAUCAGAAUACAAGAUCAAUACUAAUUGAAAAUUUUUAGGAAGGCCAAGUAGUGUUGGGGGGAUUGAGAGUCAGUUAAAAAGACGACAAAUUAAUUAUCAGAGGUUACUUAGAUGGUGAUUUUUAAAUUAAAGCUGGAUUUAACUUGACAAUCAAAACUCUAAGAGAUAAAGUUAUUGGAUGUAUCAAUAAAGUGAAGGAAUUAUUUAAUUGAGAUAAUGUAUUUUAAUUUAAUUUGGUAAUUUCUUUCAA